This is a messenger RNA of Cajanus cajan (pigeon pea), 1897 nucleotides long. RefSeq lists its product as uncharacterized. Gene Ontology annotation, biological process: microtubule cytoskeleton organization. Gene Ontology annotation, molecular function: microtubule binding. The record is from RefSeq and is a predicted model, not a curated record. Lineage: Eukaryota; Viridiplantae; Streptophyta; Magnoliopsida; Fabales; Fabaceae.
UGCUUUUUAUGUUCUGUUCUAAUCGAAACCCAACCCAACCAAGCGUUGUCUUUGUGGACUUUCUUAUUGUUGUGUGUGUUUUUCGUCUUUGGACCACGUUGGAAUUGUCUUUUGAUUUUUCUCGGCUUUAUUCAAACUUGCAUGCAUAGUUACAAUGAUUCUGCACUUAUUCCCGGAAUCAUGCCUCUCUCUUACCGGUUUUCUCCGGUUACAACUUACAAGUCAAAACAAAGUCUAAGUCGUCGUUUUUUUUUUCUUUUUUCAAAAAGUAAAAGGUUUCAGAGUGGUUGUUAAAAUGGCUAGAAUUACAUGAAGGAUAUACUCAUAUGAACAGAUUCUGCUAGAAAAGCAAUUUUUCUGCAUCUCUUUUGGUAAGAUAAAUAAGGAGAAAUUCUCGUACCUGUUGUGCGCGAGCUUAAUCCCUUAUUGUCGUUAGCUUAGCUUGGGCCACAAGAUGCUUUCGAGUGCCAUGGGAAGGGAAGUCACUGGCCUACAAGUUAUGGAAAAGAAGCCAAACGGUGCCAUAGGGGCUUCAAAUGGUAAUUUAAGUAAUAGAAUACAUGUUUCUCCAAAAAUUGCUGCAAUGGUUCAAGCAAUGGAUCAUGAGAUAAAGGAAUCUGCUGAAGCUAAUUCUUAUGAGAAACAUCACGAGAGGAAAGAUGUUUUGAGUGCCAAAAUCAAUAAAUUAAAUGUUAGCUUGCCAGAAGAGAAGAAUGAGAAAUCUGAAGUGCAGAAGCUGGAUGACAACAAAGAAAUAAGUAUGGAUGCUGUGGAUAAAGAGCUUCCAAGCCCCUCUGCUCCCCAGCCAUCUGAUCAGGUUACUGAAAAGCACGUCACCUAUGCAGAGGCUGUUGAUACUGAACCUGUCACAACUAGUCUGAACUCGUCUCCUAAAGCUAACAAUAUACACUCACCUAAUUCCUCUAAGAAUUCACAGCCGAACUCACCUUUUUCACCAAGGAAGUCGUUCCAUCAUGAUGAUAAGAAGCAUCAUGAUGAUGAAGAUAAUUGGUCUGUUGCUUCCUCUAGCGUUACAUCUGCACGCACUGCCAAAUCUAAGGUAACUGUAGGUUCAGCUCCUAAUUUCAGAUGCUCAGAUCGUGCCGAGAAGCGGAAGGAGUUUUACAUGAAGUUAGAGGAGAAACAUCGAGCUCUUGAAGAAGAAAAAAGCCAGUAUGAGGCAAGGAAAAAGGAAGAGGAAGAUGCAGCCAUUAAACAGUUGAGAAAGAACCUGGUCAUUAAAGCAAAACCAGUACCAAGCUUCUACUAUGAGGGGCCACCCCCCAAGACAGAACUGAAGAAGCUGCCACUGACUCGCCCCAAGUCGCCAAAACUGUCCCGGAGAAGAAGCUGUGGUGAUGCUGUCAACAUGCCUCCAGAAUUUAGUACUCCAGGACGUCUCAGUGUUGGCAGUAACCCCAAACAUGGUAGCUCUGUCACUCAUAAAAACAAAACCAAAGAACGUCCAAAAGUGGAUAAGGAAACAAAAACAUCUCCUCCUAAAAUCACCGAGCAGACAAAUGCGGACAUAUCAGUCCAAUCAUGAGCUUCAGAAGAUUUUACUGACCUCCAGCUGAAAGGAAAAUAGCCUUCAUUUUCCUUUGGCACACCAGAUGGGAUACUUUGCACAAAAGAUGGCCUAAUUUUCUUUUCAUCCGGACUGACUUUUUUAUGUGGCUUGUUUUUAACUUGGAAGUGUAUAUGUUUUGUAAGUUAUAUCGGCACACAUUAUUUCAUAUAUAAAUAGUUAUUGAUGUAAGAUGUAUGUACGAAAUUUUAUUUGAUAUCCUCAGAUUGCUCCAGACUUGGUAAGGCAAAUUUAUAUGAAAUAUAUUCCUUAUUGUAGGGUCUGUAACAUAUUUUAUCAAUGCUUAAUCUCGUGUCCACUGUCUUUCUA